AGUGACCUACUCUUUCGUUGGUGUUAAUAAGGGUGGUAACUGGUAAUAGACAGUUCGCCCAAUGGGGCAAUAGGGUCGGGUCAGAUAUGAAAGGGCUUCACCCUUUUUUUUUACAAUCUGUAACUAGGAAUCAGAUUACAACAUUAUCAAUGUUAUGUAAGAGAGGAACUGUCAUAAGUUGUGUUUAGUGGACUUGAGUAUAUAAUGGACAUUUUGUUGUUUUAAUCCAUAUAAUUAAGGAAUGACAUUGUGAAAGGUAUUCUUAUACUAAAGAAAUUGCAUAUAUAUUAUUUUUCUUUGUCUUUCUUCCUUCCCCCCCCCCCCCUCCCUUUUUUUUCUUGGAUCCAUCUACCAGCUCAUAACAUAUAUUCUUAUAUUUAUUAAACUUAUCUCUUUGUAUGAUUGUAUCAUUUGGAAAGGGAAAUACCACUUGUCACUCUGCAAUGUUAAUACCUUGUAUCAUAGUCCAUGGGAGCAACCAAAGUUGGUUGGUGUGAGUGGUAAGUUCUCUCAUCCUUUAAACAAGUAGUCAGGGAUUCGAUUCCUGAUUCUUGCGAAUAGAGCUCCCAAAGUUGGGAGGGGUAGAGGGAAAUUACCCCUACUAUCAGUGGAGGAUACUCCCUGGCUAACACCAAAAAAACAAAAAAAAAAAAAAAGAAAAAAGAAAAGUCCAUAAGAGCAUCUUUGCAAAUCCCUCUGAUGUGCUUAAAUAUUGUCUUGAAUACUACUUCCCAUGGACCGCAUAUGAGCUUUUAUCACCCAUCUAUCACCUUCCCAGUUCUCACAUUUUAUCACCCAUCUAUCACCUUCCCAGUUCUCACAUUCUUUCUUCCAUUUUUUUUUCCAUAAAAGUAAUCAUAUAGAUGGUCAACUUAACUUCCUGUAGCUGUCCAACUUAAAUCACCUCUGAAAAUGAAUUUCAAAGAAUAAUUAUUAAUACUGUUAUUAAUGAGUAAAGUUACUAUCAAAUAGAAUUCAUCAUUUCAGAAACCUUGCUAUAUAAAUCAUAGCAUGUUUCUCACCUCAAGCCAAAAGUCCAAUCCAAAUGGCUUCUCUUUCAUUAGCUUACACCAUUCUUCUCUUCUUCAUUUUCCUCCCUUACUUGAUUACAUCCCAGCAAACUUAUGCUUCAGAUAUUUGCCCUGCAAAUAACAACGCAACUUCUGUUCUUGGGUACACAUGCAAUGGUGUGAACAGAACUUGCCAGUCUUUCCUCAUUUACAGGGCUCAGCCUACCUACAAUACCAUUUCUUCCAUUGCUUCCCUUUUAUCUGCCAAUGCGUCUCAGAUGUCUGUCAUCAACAGCAACAUCUCGGAAAACAUGACCUUGGCAACAAACACAGACGUAAUAGUCCCUGUGAUAUGCUCAUGUUCAGGUAGAUUUUACCAAGCCAACACCACUCAUGUUGUUCAAACUGGUGAAAAUGACUAUGCGAUAGCUAACAGGACCUUUGAAGGUUUGACUACUUGUAAUGCUAUUCGAACUCAGAAUAUCAGUCCAAAUGAAAGACUUACUAUACCUCUAAGGUGUGCUUGUCCUACAAGUAGACAACUUAAUGUAGGGAUUAGGUACCUUAUGAGCUUUGUAACGCAAGAUGGCAAUGAAAUUCCUGAGAUAGCUAUAACAUUUGGAGCUGAUGUUGGGCAAACAUUCGAAGCCAAUGAAAAAUCCGAGCAAGAUUCUGCUAUCGAAUCUUUUACAACCCUUCUUGUUCCAUUGCAUAACCCACCAAAUGGUUCUGUACUACAGUAUUUUCCUCCUUUACCACCCCCAUCAUCCUCUCCACCAUCUCUUCCUCCUACAGCCACACCAAGGUCAUCAAGUGGGACUUCAAGUAAGAAAUGGGUAUUUUUCGGGGUAGGUGUAGUUGCAGGUGGUGUAUUUGUUGCUGCUGCAGAGAUCCUAUUUUUCUUUAUGUUUUUGAAGAUAAGUAUGAGGAAGAAAAGUGAUCCAAUCGUUUCAUCUGAAGCACAAGAAGAGACCCUUCUGCAGAAGGAACCAAAGACAGACACUGAGUCCUUAGAGUUUCUUGAGAGCAUAUCAAAAAUAGCUUCCCUAAAAGUAUACAGUUUCAAGGACUUGCAAGCAGCUACAGUAAAUUUCAGCUCUGAUCAUUGGAUUAAGGGAUCCGUAUAUAAAGGAAAUGUUAAGGGUGAUGAAGUGGCAAUCAAGAAAAUGGAUGGAGAUGUCAGUAGAGAGAUUAGUGUACUAAACAAAAUUAACCAUUUAAAUCUCAUCAGACUAUUGGGAGUUUGUUUCGAGAAUGGUGUUUGGUACUUUGUUUAUGAAUAUGCAAGUAAUGGAGCUUUAAGUGAUUGGAUCUACCAAAACAAUAACCCAGAUUGGAAAGCCUUGAGUUGGGGAAAGAGAAUGCAGGUAGCUUGUGAUGUUGCCACAGGGCUGAACUAUCUUCAUACAUAUACAAGUCCACCGCAUGUUCACAAGGAUAUAAUGAGUAGUAAUGUUCUACUUGAUACUGAGUUCAGAGCAAAAAUUGCGAAAUUUGGGCUUUCGAGACCAGUUAAAGGGAAUGAUGGUAAAUUCACUCUAACAACUCAUAUUGUGGGAACAAAGGGUUAUUUAGCUCCCGAGUAUUUGGAGAACGGAGUAGUGUCUCCCAUGCUAGAUGUUUAUGCAUUUGGUGUUCUGUUGCUAGAGAUGCUGAUUGGGAAGGAUGUUGCUUCCCUUUAUGAAGGAGUUAAGGUUCACUUAUCUGAGGUUUUAGGCCCUGUGCUGACUGAGAAAGAUGGGUUUUCGAGCUUAAAAAAAUUGAUUGAUCCUUCACUUGGGGAAGAUUAUCCUACUGAUAUUGCGUAUAUUAUACUUGUGCUAGUUGAUCGUUGCUUGAGUAAAAAUCCAGGAAAUCGUCCUGUCAUGGAUGAAAUUGUUCAAAUUCUGUCUAAAACUUUGACAACCUCGCUUAUCUGGGGAUCGAGUACUUCUGCUAGUGUUUCAAGCUUAUGAUCUUUGAAAGAUUUGUGUUGAAGUUGCUUCUUUGUGUGCAAUAUAUCUAACUAUCUGGGGAUCGAGUACUUCAGCUAUCGUUUCAAGUUUAUAUAUGUUUAAAGUACAAGAUUUGUGUUGCAGUUGCUUCUUUGUGUGCCUAUAUCUAGCUUGUUAUUGUUCAACCAAAAGCUUCAUAUUCAGUUUCUUUUUCAUUUGUAUUA
Beta vulgaris subsp. vulgaris (sugar beet) is the source of this 3168-nucleotide messenger RNA. Its product is annotated as lysM domain receptor-like kinase 4. Lineage: Eukaryota; Viridiplantae; Streptophyta; Magnoliopsida; Caryophyllales; Amaranthaceae. Gene Ontology annotation, biological process: protein phosphorylation. The coding region runs from base 1046 to 2965 and encodes 639 amino acids. The transcript has a single exon. The record is from RefSeq and is a predicted model, not a curated record. Gene Ontology annotation, molecular function: protein kinase activity; ATP binding.